Messenger RNA from Limanda limanda (common dab), 1107 nucleotides. RefSeq names its product SRY-box transcription factor 11a (gene sox11a). The transcript has a single exon. NCBI's taxonomy places the organism in Eukaryota, Metazoa, Chordata, Actinopteri, Pleuronectiformes, Pleuronectidae. Gene Ontology annotation, biological process: anatomical structure morphogenesis; positive regulation of transcription by RNA polymerase II; negative regulation of transcription by RNA polymerase II. Gene Ontology annotation, molecular function: RNA polymerase II cis-regulatory region sequence-specific DNA binding; DNA-binding transcription activator activity, RNA polymerase II-specific. Bases 1 to 1107 code for a protein of 368 amino acids. The record is from RefSeq and is a predicted model, not a curated record.
AUGGUGCAGCACACCGACACCAGCGAGACGGACGGCAGCAUGUCCAGGGAGGCGACGGACUCGGAGGAGAGUGAGUUCAUGGCGUGCAGCCCGGUGCCCAUCAACCCGGACUGGUGCAAGACGGCCACCGGCCACAUCAAGAGACCCAUGAACGCGUUCAUGGUGUGGUCCAAGAUCGAGCGGAGAAAGAUCAUGGAGCAGUCGCCGGACAUGCACAACGCGGAGAUCUCCAAGCGGCUGGGCAAGCGCUGGAAGAUGCUGAAGGACAGCGAGAAGAUCCCGUUCAUCCGAGAGGCCGAGCGGCUGCGGCUCAAACACAUGGCCGACUACCCCGACUACAAGUACCGGCCCAAGAAGAAGCCGAAGCUCGACAGCAGCUCCAAGGCGUCCGCCGCGGCGCCUUCCCCGGAGAAGUGCGCCAAGAUGAGCAAGACCCCCAGCAAGAAGUGCUCCAAGAUCAAGAGCAAGAGCGGCUCCUCCAGCAAGUCGUCGCACGGCUACGGGGACGAGUGCGGAGUGUUCUCCGGCUUCAAGGUGACCAAGGCGGUGAAGAUCGAGGUCGAGAGCGAGGAGGACGACGACGACUACGAGGAGGACUACCGGAUGGGGAUUAAGCCCGUGGACGAGGGGCGCCUGAGGCCGUACAAUGUGGCCAAAGUUCCCGCGAGUCCAACUUUGAGCUCGUCGGCGGAGUCCGAGGGGACGAGCAUGUACGAAGAGGUGCGGAACCACAACAGCAGACUGUUUUACAACAUCAAGAACAUUACCAAGCAGAGCGCGUUGCAGUCACCAGCAUCCUCCAGGUCGGUGUCCACAUCCUCCUCCUCCUCAUCCAGCAGCAGCUCCUCUUCUUCCGGCGAGGACGCGGACGAUUUGCUGUUUGACUUUAGUUUGAAUUUCGCCCCCAGCGCCCCAGGCUCGGAGCUGGGCAACCCCAAUUCAGGAAACCUCUCCCUGUCUCUUGUGGAUAAGGACCUGGACUCUUUCAGCGAGGGCAGCCUGGGCUCUCACUUUGAAUUCCCAGACUAUUGCACGCCAGAACUCAGUGAGAUGAUUGCCGGGGACUGGCUGGAGGCGAACUUUUCCGACCUGGUCUUCACAUACUGA